Messenger RNA from Oryzias latipes (Japanese medaka), 2359 nucleotides. Its product is annotated as calcium homeostasis modulator protein 6. NCBI's taxonomy places the organism in Eukaryota, Metazoa, Chordata, Actinopteri, Beloniformes, Adrianichthyidae. The record is from RefSeq and is a predicted model, not a curated record. Gene Ontology annotation, molecular function: monoatomic cation channel activity. Gene Ontology annotation, cellular component: plasma membrane.
CUUUUCAAAAAUUCACAAUAGGAGUGGUGUAAUUUUAAAACAGAAAAACAACGAUAAACUACCUGUUCUGUCCCUAUUAUUACAGGCUGCAUCAUUUUUUUAAUCUGUUUCUUGCUUUCCUUAUAAUUUACCAUCUUUCUCUGCCAGGAUGCGGAUGCUCUUGAGCGCACUAAGGUCAUUUAUAAAUUAUGUCAUCUCAUCAGUGGCCCGGGUGCUCUCAGACUGCAUGUGCCACAUCCCCCCUUGAAAGUUCAACAUGGCCUCCCAUAAUCCCCUCCUGCCCUUAAUCUGCGCUGCUCCGUGUGCGCCCUCAUGCGGCCCAUUUGGGUAAAGCCCGAGCAUGUGUCAUUUUUCACUUUUGCCAAAGUCUUACUUUGAAGAAAUAUACGAAAAGGUACAGAAGACUUCUGUUUCAUGUUUAAAACACAGUUUCCAAAAUACUUUUUUAAAUAAAAAAUUGUUUUUGAAAAAAUUAGAAGCUUAUGUUUCUCUUAAAAGUCUAAUUCCUUAAAAUAACAAGAAAGUUGCAGCUCUGGAGAAUAUAAAAACGCAUGAAAUCUUUCUUUGGGCUGUUAGUGUCCGCCUUUGCUCAGCUGCAGAGUAAAGUUCCCUCCACUUUACAGCCCGCCCUCCAGUUUGUUCACAGCACAUCACAUUUGAAAUGUAACCCCCACCUGAAACCUCACACAAGCCAAUCAGCUGGAGAAAUGUCAGCACAGUCGGCACACCCUCCUUUGUUCGAACCCAAUCAGAGUUGAAGUGUGGCAUUUUGCCUGAGGGGAAAACUUACCCCUGGAUGCGUUAAGUACGCAUCACUUAGCUGUUGCCAAUGUGUUCACAACGCUGGACCCCCAUUUGGGUUUUUUACAGUGUUUGCCUCCAUUCUUUGGUCAAUCUAGUAUGGAAAGUAGACAACAAUGGCUUGCCAGGCUGAAAAAUGAACUUAGCAACAGUCCUCUGGUGUCAAAUGUGGCUUUUGGCUUCAUCCUCAUGGGACUAGAGAAGCUGGUGGAGCUGGAGUUUGAGUGUCCUUGCAGACCUGCGUGGAACGGAGCUUUUUCAUCCGCAUUCUUCAUCAUUCCUGCCGUCAUGGCCUUCACCUUGAUGCUGAUCAUUCAGGGAUGCAGGUGUGCUGUCUGGUGCAGAAAGACCAUUUCCCUCUCCAGCUUUGUUCCGGCAGUCGUGUGGCUCAUCCUGCUGUUCCUGGACGGUCAAUACUUUGCGUGUGCUAUGACAGACUGGGAGGGCAGAUAUGUGCUUGUUGACAAGGCAGCUCCACAGAAGUGGUGCGAGCCAGUUAAAGAGGGGGAUGUCACCGCUCAGGAGCUCAUGGUCCGCUCCCAGCAGCUGUUUGUCUUUUCUCAGGUUAUAGGCAUAGUCCUCCUCAUUUGCAUCUGCGUGGGUCUUCUAGUGUACCUCAUCAGAGAGAGCUGCCAGCAACAGGUGGAGAUGCAGGAUGCAGAAGUAGCCAACCUCACUGGGAUCAGAAUGAGCUCUCUACAGAACAGAACAUCAUGAGAGGACUGACGCCACCCACUACACCUGCCCUUCUGUCCCUGGAGCCUUCUAGCUACCACAAAUGGACUGGAUUUUGCAUGUGUGUGUGUGUGUGUGUGUGUGUGUUUCUUUUCAUAUAAUGCCAUGCAAAGUGUUGUUUUUAUUCUUGAGAAUUUGAGCAGGUUACCUGUCUGUUUGGUCUCCAGACCCUGCAGAUGUCUGGUGGUUAUCCUGUGACUUAUAUGUAUAAAGGUGUGGUUUUACAUAUCAUUAUGCUUACAGCCACUUGUUGUUAAACAGUGUUAAAAAUGGGGGGAACUCUUCAAAUUAAAACGUUCUUUUUUUUUUUUUUUUUUAAACGAGAAAAUAGUGUAUAAUCCUGUUUAUAUUGUGCUAGUCUUAAAGGAGGGUAUAGCUUAUUAUUACCUUACAUCCACAUUUACAUUUCAAACUGUGACUCCUUUUUGGAAUAUUUUUCUUUACUUUAAAUUUGUUUUAUGUUUUAAUUUGAUUUGUGCUUUUGUGAAAUCUAUAUGAAUUUUACUAUUAUUGCUUUAUUAUUAGUUAAGUAAUAUUGUUUAUGGUUGAGAUGAAAGCGUUUUGUUUGAUGUGUUUUCACCGAAAAAAAAAGAAAAAUGCACACAGAAUGAAGCUUCUGCAUGGUGCAGUGUCUCACCUUUUCUGCUGGUACUUUAACUAAAGCAGUGAUCUGAUGUAUGUGUGCAGGACUGAGAACAUGACAUGUUUCAUAUCUGAAAACAACUUUAAAAAGUAUAUACUACUGUAGGUUUAAACCUGAUUGUUUUUAAACUAAUCAUUUUUUAAUCAUUGUUUUCUAAUAAAACAAAUUAUUUAUUUGAGC